CCCCCAACAGGGCCCGGUCGGGACUGAAGGCUCCCCGGGAGAAGUUGAGCACGCUCGGGAGCCCCUGAGACCUGCUCCUUGAGGGCCACGGAACUGCUUCUGCCGUCUGCCUUUGGCGAUCAUCUUUAACCCCCGGAGCACGUCAGCAUCCAGCCCACCGCGGCGCUCUGCCGGCCGCCCUGGACUCGGGAUUCUGCGAGCCGGAUGGAACCCGAGCCCCUCCGAGGACCGGCCCCAGAAGUUCUGGCUCCAGUCACCACCGCGAACCAGGGUGGGUCAAUACCUUUUCUUCACCCCAAAUGCCUUUUCUUCUGCGGUAUUUUUUGAGCUGGACCUCGUCCCUAAGAGUCUACACACGUAGUCCUCCCACCGCUCCGAGGCGUAGGACCCUAAAGAAUGGCCGAGCCUUGGGGGAACGAGUUGGCGUCCGCAGCUGCCAGGGGGGACCUAGAGCAACUUACUAGUUUGUUGCAAAAUAAUGUAAACGUCAAUGCCCAAAAUGGAUUUGGAAGAACUGCGCUACAGGUAAUGAAACUUGGAAAUCCUGAGAUUGCCAGGAGACUACUACUAAAAGGUGCUAAUCCCAAUUUGAAAGACGGAACUGGUUUUGCUGUCAUUCAUGAUGCAGCCAGGGCAGGUUUCCUGGACACUUUACAGACUUUACUGGAGUUUCAAGCUGAUGUUAACAUCGAGGAUAAUGAAGGGAACCUGCCCUUGCACUUGGCUGCCAAAGAAGGCCACCUCCCAGUGGUGGAGUUCCUUGUGAAGCACACAGCCAGCCAUGUGGGGCACCGGAAUCAUAAAGGAGAUACCGCUUUUGACUUGGCCAGGCUCUAUGGGAGGAACGAGGUCAUUAGCCUGAUGGAGGCAAAUGGGGUGGGGGGAGCCACAAAUCUGCAAUGAAUGUGAGGAGAGCUUUUGCACAUUACUUCUAUUGUGUCAGUUAAUUGAUUGCCUGUCCUAUUUUUAACAUCAUUUGUUAAAAUAUAUAGUUCUUCAUACUUUAAGAAGCUAGUUAAAUCUUUGAAACUAUAUAAGUGGAACUUUUACUAGAGUCUUAAUGAGUAUAUUUAAGCAGUAUCUUUUUCACUUGCAAAACCCUUAUUUCUAACAUGUAAUUGCAAAUAAGUGUUGGCUUUCUUCUGAAUAUUUUAUUUUUCCUUAACUUUUUCCUUGCUUAUCCUUUUGCCAGUCUUGAUCUCCCUGAAUGGCAGAAAUGUAAAAUUACACAAUGUUUAAGUAUUAAAGUAAAAUACAAGCACCAGUUUGGGGGGAACAAAGACAUUUAGCCAGAAAACUGUAUAAAUUACAUAUAAAGGUCAUAACUAUUUUAGAGUUUUUGAAAUAAUAAAUGUAGAAACUUUUGCAAUAAAUAAAUAAGUCACUCCUCCAUA
Molecule: messenger RNA, 1394 nt
Organism: Dipodomys ordii (Ord's kangaroo rat)
Lineage: Eukaryota; Metazoa; Chordata; Mammalia; Rodentia; Heteromyidae
Gene: Cdkn2c
Product: cyclin-dependent kinase inhibitor 2C (p18, inhibits CDK4)
Exons: 3
Coding region: 397-903 (168 amino acids)
Biological process (GO): regulation of cyclin-dependent protein serine/threonine kinase activity; negative regulation of cell population proliferation
Cellular component (GO): nucleus
Molecular function (GO): cyclin-dependent protein serine/threonine kinase inhibitor activity; protein kinase binding
Source: RefSeq, a predicted model, not a curated record